Molecule: messenger RNA, 8579 nt
Organism: Magallana angulata
Lineage: Eukaryota; Metazoa; Mollusca; Bivalvia; Ostreida; Ostreidae
Exons: 12
Biological process (GO): cell-cell adhesion
Cellular component (GO): cell-cell junction
Molecular function (GO): cell adhesion molecule binding
Source: RefSeq, a predicted model, not a curated record
UAGGUAUGCUUAUUGUGAAAUUUUAUCGUUUGUUUCUUUAUCAAAUUGAGGGAAAUGGAGAUUACCUUAAAAGGUGGAUACGCGCUGAUUUAUCAAAAUGGUCUGCGACAGCAAAGAAACAACUCAAAAAAAACGUUUUUAUUUGGAGGAGCAGAGGAGAAUGCAUCUGCAUCAUGACUAGCCAGGCUAAGAAAUGCGUAGAUUAAGGGACCACUUUUGUAUUUUUGAGUGCAUAUAAAAGGAACAGAUAAUUUAGUAAGACUUCAAAUAAUGGCUUCAAUUAUGACAAACUUUCCGAUUUUGACCAAAGAAAAACAAAAUUGUAUUCGCAUUUCAAAAAUAUGUUCAGAUGUCUUCAAACAACCGCUUGCAGACAUCUUAGCAAGUGAAAUUCAACCAGUUGACCUGUAUAAUAAGAUACAGCAUUCGUGUAUAUUAUCAAUUGGGAAAGAAGGACUAAGUUCAACGCAGAUGACAAUUUGUUUCCUUUCACCACCUGCAAUACCAGACUACAGCAAUUUUGAUGUAACUUUGUUAUACACAUUGAUACGGAAUUUGUGUCCAUCAUUGGAACCAACAAAAGGAUGGGGAAAAGACCCAGUGGAUACAGACACGGAGAUUGGUGAUGACAUCGAGCGUGUUAGAUUCUUUAGAGGCAAAAUAGUACAUAGUGUAUCAUCAAACAUUUCUGACAAUGAUUUUGAGAUGAUUUUGGAGGAGCUUAAAUCCAUACUCCAAAGAAUUCAAAAUCAUAUGAUUUCCAAAGGAUACAAUGUCAACUAUGAAGAAAAGAUGACCAAUAUUAAACAGCUUGAUCUUGGAGAUGAGCCCUUAUAUAACUAUAUGAUUGACGAGUUUUUGGAAUACCAUCUAGAUAGUUUAAAGCAACCAGAUGACAAAGAGCGACCAAUGAUAUCAAUAACAGGUCCAAGAUAUCUUCUUUGUGGAAUUACUGCAGAGUUUAUUGCAGUAACAAAUCCAGAGAAUCUUGAAGGCUGGUCAGUCGAGUGGCGAAAACACCUGAAAUGCACACAAACGCGCAUUAACUCGAACACAGAGAAGUAUCACGGAAGUACCGAAAAAAAUCUCGUCAUACAGGCUGUAUGCAAGGAAGAUGAAGGGGGAUACCAAGCCAUUCUCUCAAAGGUUUCGAAAGGAAACACAGAACUUUAUGUAUCAAGCAAUGUCAUUUUUCUACAGGCCAUCGGAUAGCUACCUAUAUUUGAUGUUUGGAACGUUACGACAAAAAUGAAAGAAAUAAGAAUCAAUUACGCUAUCCAAAACAGGCUGCCUGAAGUAAAUGAAAUAAAGUGGUGUAAGGAUGGAGUGCCCAUUUUAAACAGAAACAGGAAAUAUAACGGAGGAAAACUAAACGAUAAUUAUUUCACGAUUACUUCACCAACUAUCGAAGACAGGGGGAAUUACUCUUGUGUUGUGAAAAAUGCUGUCGGGAGUGUUCAAAAGGAUAUUCGAUUUGAUGUUCCUAAUGCUGACAUUUCAACCGAACAGCAAAUUUAUGUUGGAUCCGAGACAAUGUUAUUGCCAAGAAUUGUAUCCUGUCCCUCGCCCGAUGGUGUACAAUGGCAGCAAAGUAACGAUGGAACAACGUUUAAUUCCAUUGACAUCAGCCAACCAAAAUAUUCUGGAAGUAGCUGCAAUCCAAAUUCACCGUUACUAAUGAUACCAAAAGUUACGCUUGAGGACAAACUUUAUUAUCGUCUACUUGUGUGGAAUAAAAUUGGGGAGCAAUAUAGUAACACAAUCUUCCUAAAUGUGAAAUAUAGUCCUCCGAAUAUCACGAUCAGUCAUGGGACAAGUGUUUCGAACAGAUCAGUAACACUGAUCGGCAACGUUUUUCUGUAUGGAAGUCUCCCUGUUGUUAAAAAUGUGUUUUGGACAAAAAAUGAAGAAGUGUUAGACACUAAAGGAAGUGGAGGCAGAUAUAGUGAAGUCACAGUUGAUAAUCCAUCACUGACCAUCUUUGAAAUAAAUGAAUAUGAUGCUGGGUCUUACCAACUUACUGCCACCAACGACGCAGGGUCGACUACAAGUGAUUUCCUAAUUCUAGAUGUUCCUGAUGUUUCCUUUGCAAGACCUGAAAAGAAAAACAAUGGUAGCUUUUGGGUCCCAGUGACGGUACAAGCUAUUCCAGCACCAAAUUUUGUUCGAUGGAGCAUUAAAGAAAACACAUGCGAUGCCUUUGUACCGAUAGAUGAAAACCUUGAAGAAUUCAAAGGAACAUCAAACACCCUUCCUCAUCCAGUGUUGGUAGUCCAACCAAGCAAUGAUCUAAAAAACUACUGCUUUCAGAUAGAAGUACACAAUUUCAUUGGCAGUUGUAAAAAAAUACUAUUGGGACACGAGAUUAAUGAGACGGUAGCUUCAGACAUAUUUAAUGAUGGAACUCAAAAGGAAAAAGAUGCAUAUAACAAACCUAUUUAUUCUUUGAAUCUGAAGAGAUUGUUUGGUUCUAUCGAUAGUGAUCUUCAAGUCAAACCCUCCACAACUUCUUUUGCACAUGACAUACUUAACGUAGUCGAAGUUGAUAAAAUCAGAAGUGAAGUAAAUUCCCUUUCAAAUGAAAUUGUUCUGAAUACGAUAUCAAAUGCGACUUUAGAUGACAACAAACAAGGGAACGUGUACGUCGCUGAAGUCACGGUAGUUUGCGAAAAGAACAGACUUGUUGUCAAGAAAAAGGAUAAAAAUCAAUGGAUGGAUUUCCUACGACUAAACAAGGACAAUAUCAUACGAUUGAUUUUGAUUAACAGCAGAUUUCUACGAGUGAUAGAAGCAAAACAUAGCGUUUAUAGAGAAUUUCAAAGUGAUAUUGCCUCUGGAAAAAUUUAUCUUCAGCAUGUGAUAGAAGAUUAUGAUGAAAUUGCAAAAGUUAGUGCAUGGAAAAAACUAUCAUGGUUUACAGAUAUGGUUGAGUUGAUUAUUGAUCGAUUUCCAUUUGAAGAGCUUUCAGAAAUCCUAUCCGAGGCAGCGGACCUGGUUUUCAAUAAGAAAAACAUAACACGUUUGUGUCUGAGCGUUCACAUCAAUGAUGAUAAAAAACAAGCCAGGUCAACAGAUGAUACAAAGCAAUUCAGGACUAUAUUAGUAAAAAACACCAUGCAAAAAAUAGGAGAGGCAUUAGGAUAUGAGAUGUUUUCUAAUAUUUUGCAAUCAUGUAUCACAAAGGAAGAGGAACGAUUCAGACUGCAUUUUGACGUCAGGAUAUCUGAUUUACUACCCAAGUCGCUAAUAUCUACUGUUGUUUCAACAUUUAACUUAAUGUUUUCUUCGUGGGCUAGUUUUCCUGCCACAGAAGAUAUGCUAUGUGAUGUAAAUUCUGAAGAAUGCCGAAGAGAAAUUGCAAGAGAAAUUUAUGAACUGGUCUGCGAAAGCAAGGAAAUACUAUUGCUAAGACUUUUGGAACAGAUCAAACCGAUGAGCGAAACUACCUUAAUGGAAUUUCAUUCUUUAUCAAAAAGUCUUCGAAAAAUUGAAAAUGAACUUCAAAUUACUGACUUAAAUGAAGUGGUCAAGACAUGGGAACAGAGGGAAUUGAUACUAAGCAGAAAUGGACCUGAUAAGCAUCCUUCCGUUUUAAAAGUCAUUGCUGGUUGUAAGGAUAAUAAACCAACCGUAAAGGUUUUUCUUAAUCAUAACGACGAAGACGCCAUGAAAAUAUUCAAUGAUUCAGAUCAAAUACCAAAGGGGACACAUUUUGAGUUUGUUAAUGUGGCCGACUUAUCUGCAGAAAUAUUUAGAGGUAAAGAAAAGAGUGAUCAUACCAGUGUCAACAAAUCUGUGCGAGAAUGUUUAGGACAGAUUAUAAAAAAUCAAGGAGAGAAUAUGUAUGCAAUUUAUUCAACAAUUGUUGGACUUGGAAUAGGUACCAUGGAUUCCAAUGGCAGUAUUCAACCAUGCAUUAUCAUUUACUGCUUAGAUAAGCAUUUAGUGCCUUAUGGCGAAAAAGAACUCCCAAAGUCAAUUGAAGGAUGGAACUGUGAUAUGAGAGAAGAUUAUGUGAUAUUCGGAAGUUGUUUUGAUUGUCGAAUAAUUACUAAUCCAAACCCUGGUUGUUGUAUUGGCUUACAUGAGCCUCCAAAUGGAAGUGGUUCUGUUGGAUUUUUGGUCAAGGAAAAUGAUUCUACACCAGAAAGAGCAGGGUUUCUUACAGCCGCCCAUGUUGCAGCUGACAAUUGGCGUGAUUUAUAUUAUUCAAAUUCUUUACUAUCAACUUUAGAUGGAUUUCCUUUUGAAUAUAGGAUAGUUCAUCCAUUACCACCAACACAAAAUGUCUCAAGAGUCAUUGGAAGGGUAAAGGAGUUAUUUUGUGGAAAUUGGGGGCCUGAAGGUACUGGCAUCGAUGCUGCAUUUGUUGAGAACGACGAACCAAGAAGAGGAGACAUUAAAAAAUUGCAGAUUGCAGACGGAAGGAACCUACGAUUUGAUAGAAGUAUCAAAGUUUUUAAAAGAGGAGGCACAACGGGUGAAACGGAGGGCUAUUUAUCUGAUAAUUCUUUAUCUGUUUGUUUAGAUUUUACAAAUGGAUUUUAUUUUUUUGAUCGAUGUUAUGCUGUAGAAAGUAUCAAUAGCCCCUUUUUUGAACCUGGAGAUUCUGGAUCUGGGGUCUUCUUGAUAGAAAACGGAGUACCGACUAAACCUCUUGGAAUAGCUUUUGCCUUCCAAAAGAGAUCCCAAACAACAGCUGUCUGCAGAAUUGACAAAAUUAUUGAUGCCUUUAACUUAUCUGUAUAUCAAUAUGAAGAAGAGUCAAUGGAAACAUGAAAACUCCGAGGAAAUUAUAUAGAAUACUCUAUAAUCACUAGGUUUUGCGUUGGGUCUAUUUUCGUAGAAUAAGUGGGUACCUCUCCUCCACAAAUUAACAUCUCUACGAAUUAAUAUAUUAGGAUUUAAAAGUCUUAUUUCCUUAUGUUGGUAUAAGAGAAUACACGAAAUUACGUCCCCACGAACCUGUGAAAUUUAAGCGAUCUUCGAAAAUUGCCCACAGGAAUUUAAAUGAUUCCGCAGUACAUGUACUAUAUUUCUUAAUAUUUUGAUAACUUUCAUAUUUCAUAUACACAUUUUUCAUUACUAUAACGAACUGGAAAAAGUCCGAUUCUAUGAUAAAAAGAAGAAAGAACCGAAGUGGAAACAAAUUAUAAAUAAAUAUAACAUUUAUUUUUUUUUUCAAAAUAUAACAUUAUAUUAUUAUAUGCUCAAUAAUAUAUCGAAUGUUAGGUCGUAAAUACAUUAUUAUAUGUUUGUGCAACCGUAUGGUGGACAGUACAAAAUCAGUUAUAUAUAAACGAUUUUAGCAGCUCUGUGUUUCUGCUAAACUAGCAAACAAGACUUACAAUAAAACGCAAUGUCUAAGCAUCGCAUUGAAACACAUAUAUAUAUAUUCAUCUCUGACUUCUGUUUCUUCUUUGUACUUUUCAAAAUAUAAAUACAUAUUAUGCAGCGAAUAAACUAUACUCUCUCUCUAGAUAUGCUACAUCAAUUUGACAAAAUUAUUUAAAUGCAAUAAGAAAUGUACUACGUUUUGAAGGUAGAAAAAAAUGACAUCAGCUGCGAAUUGCUGUAUCAUGCUCAUUGUUCUGAUGUGUACGGCAUAGAUAGUUAAAUGAAAUAGAUUAAUUUUAUUGACAUGUUUUUUAUUUAUUUUUUUGCUAGUUUUAAUCAUAUUUUAUUUAGUUUUUUUAUGAUUUGGAAUUGUCUUUGUGUGUGUGUGUGUUGUCGUUUUUUUCAGGGUUUUUUUUGUAAAGUAAUGUUUUAUGUUUUAUUUUCAUAACAUCGUCUUUGUGCUAAGUAACGAUAUAUGUAGCUCUUAUAUAGUACCCUAAUAUCAUUAACUGUGGGAUAAAUAGGUUUUGUGAUAAGUAAACUGUACAAAGAUUUUUUUAAAAGGAUGUAAGUAACUUCGAACAGAUUCACGCAAUCGAAAUUCUCUAAAGAAGAAAAGAAAUCCAAAUGCAUACAUUUCAUCGACCAGAUAAGACAUAAAAAUUAUCAUAAAUAUUCGAAUUAUCAACAGCAGUACAAGAGAAGUGUGAAAAGAUAUUAAAAAUGCAACAUGCAAAAUGUAACAGAAACUCUAUGGUAAAAGAUGUCGUCAAUGAAUGAUAGGGGUAUCGUAUUAAUUGUUAUAAAAAAAGUUUGACAUGUCUAUAACAAGUGCUGCAAUCCAUUCAACAAAUUGCUUUUGUGUUGUUGGUUUUUUUUUUUUAUAAUUUUUAGCAAAAUGUAUCUUCCGUGUGGCUUCUUUACCAAAACAAAUUAUAAAUCCAUUGACAUGUUCUUCUUUUUGAAUGGUAUUUGAUGAGGAUGAUGUAUUACAAUGUUUACAUUCGUUUUGUCAAUUUGAUACAUUCACAGUAAAACGUAUGUUUACGCUUUUCCCACAAUUAUUGGCAUUAUUAUAUUAUAAAAUAGGUUUUUAAAUUGCUAGAGACCAUUUGAACCGGAAUCAAGAAAACAAUAUAUACACCGAAAAAUCCAAUUUCAAUAUACCUGAACUGUCUUUUUAUAUUUUUUAUUCUUCUCUAAAGGUAUAGUAAAAGUAAUAGUCUCGAAUAAUCAGUGAAAUUGAAUAAGAGUAGGUAUAAACUUGCAUUAAAAAUUUGCGUCAAUACAUUUUUCGAAUGUCAAUUCAAGGUACGGUUUCAGUCAUAUUCUCCUUGUUUUAAAGUGAUUUUUUAAAAUAUCACAAGAAAUUGAAAUGUAACAAUUAUUUACACAAGAAUAUCCAUGAAUUAACAAUCUAUAAAUAGUUACCUGGUUAUACUUUCACAAGUAUAAUAAGUAUAAUAGCGAGCGCAGCUCGCCGGCGCGCAGCGCCAGCGCGAAGCGAGCUCUACCGGCAAGGCGUGUGUGAAUAGAAAAUUCGGACUAGUUGCACAUUCAUUCAACGGAUUUUUUUGGCGUCAGUAAAUCGGACCAGUAAUGCCUUGUUUUAAUCGUCCCAGUAAUUCCCUGUAAAUAUGGUUUCCCAUUUCACACUCUCACGAGAACAAGAUAAAAGACUAUGUACAUCAUGCAUUGUAAAUAAAAUAAUUCCAUUAGGCCUACAUAAGACUAACAGAGUUGUCGUUCCUUCGAGUGACGUCACAAUCGAUUUCUUGCACAUUGAUCCCACAGAAUUUUUCGGAGUCAGUAAAUUUCGACCCACAAUGCAAUUUAUCAAUGUCGGACGAUCUCACUAGACUUGAUUCCUUCUCGCGAGAAUCAAAGUUAAACUUUUGAGAAACAGAUAAAUUGUGUAAUUUCAUGAAUAUCAUGCUUUUUGAGUAAACAAAACAGUAUAUUUCACUUAGUUUUUUUUCAGGGUUUUUUUCAAAGAGACAGGCGACACUUGACCGACGUCAACUUUGACGUCACAAUAAGGGAAAAUUAUUCUAAGUAGUUAUUGUAAAUCUGCUGGAAUAUAAAUACCAAAAUCUUCUCAAAAUCUUGCAAAGCUAAAGAAUGGGGAUAUCUUUUUUUUUUUAAUUAAAUAGGAAACAUGCAGUUGUAACUUGCUUUCAUUUGGAUGAAUGCUCACAUUUAUUUUAUUCACUAUAUAUUUACAGUAAUUAAUUUCCGUUUUUUAAAAAGGGGCGCGGCAGCGUCAUUUAAAAUAUAAUUACAAGUAAAAUGAAAAAUAAAUUCUCAAAAUCAGGGAAAUUCUAAUCCGGGUGAGGAAUGGUGAGUGCAUAGUAUGCAUUUAGCUCUUUAACUGAUCAAUGGUAUCUUUAUUUUCACAUUUAUUACAUCCUCCCGGGGGGGGGGGGGGGGUCCAAACAGGGGCGUAGCUUGAGUCAAUAUUCUAGUGAGGCAACUUUAUUGCGGCAGGGGGUCUGGGGGCCGCCUGAGGCCCCAAGCGGGUCCCCCAGGGCUCUCCUCUGGUGGGAGAUUCAGGGGGCGAAACCCACCUACGAAAAGUGAAUUUAGGAGUUUUAAAAUGUAAAAAAACAAACAAACCAUUGUCCGCAACGAAGUUUUAUUAUUUUACAUUUCAGACCAGAAUCUAUUGACAGUAUUGUCGUAUACAAAUUUUUGAAUUAUAAGCAAUUCAAAAAUUGAGAACACGAUUGUCGUAUACUCAAUUUUUGAAUUCUUUAUAAUUCAAAAAUGUGAAUACGACAGUAUUUGAUAAAAUAAAACUUCUAACAUAUUUAAGAUGAAUAAACAUUUUUAUUAAAAAAAAAAAUUAAUCGUUCUUUUACUUCAAAAUUUUAAUGGGCCGAUUCGGCGUUUUUUGGAGUUUGCAAAUUUUGUGAGAAUAUAUUGUCAACUGAGACCAUUUGGUGCCUGUGAAUAAAAAGUAAGGCAAGGCCAACCAGACGGUCCUCGGUCAUUGUUUCAUUGACCUUCCACAAUGUUUCAAGCGUCUCAUUGCGGAGAAAGAUCUCUCGCAAGGGACUGAACUAACUGGCAUGGUGAGUAAAUUGCGGAAUAUGACAUCCAAAUUGGGAUUUGUUUAAUUUUUAAAUUUACAAAAGAAAGAAUUUCUUCUAUGUGGGAGGGAAUGUCCCAUUGAUGGUCAAAUAAAUUCUAGUGAGGCAGUUGCCUCAUUGCCACAGUGGAAGCUACGCCCCUGCGGUCCA